Molecule: messenger RNA, 1523 nt
Organism: Cuscuta campestris
Lineage: Eukaryota; Viridiplantae; Streptophyta; Magnoliopsida; Solanales; Convolvulaceae
Source: the annotation of a GenBank genome assembly
AUUACAUAGAUCAAAUUGACGGGGGACAACUACGAAGAAUGGGCUCGGGCCGUACGUAUCGCACUCCGUGCCAAGAGAAAAUUUGGUUUCAUCGACGGGUCAAAUCCCCUGCCCGAAGACGACGAAGAACAGGCUGAGGAAUGGUGGAUCGUGAAUGCCAUGUUGGUGUCUUGGAUCUUUAACACCAUCGAUGGUUCACUCCGAAACUCCAUCACCCAAGUUGAGGAAGCGGCGCAACUUUGGAAGGACAUUCAAGAACGAUUUUCGGUGGCAGAUGGACCACGUGUGAACCAACUCAAGAAGGAAUUGGCAAAUUGCAAGCAAAAUGGACAGCCUAUUGCCUCUUAUUUUGGCAAAAUAAAAAACAUAUGGGAUGAAUUGGGUAGGAUUGAGAAAUUGCCUACGUGUGCAAAGUGCCGCGCAUGCAAGUGUGGCGCCAUUAAAACGAUCGAGACGCAAAAGGAGAAUGAAAAGGUGCAUCAAUUCUUGAUGGGACUCGAUAACGAGGGCUAUAGCGGCGUGCGUUCUAACAUUCUGAGUACCACCCCGCUUGCACCGCUCAAUCGUGUAUACCCAACAAUUAUACAACAAGAAGGCGUCCUCAAAGUGACCACCCAAGAAGAAGAGAAAAACCCAGUCAGUUUUGCUGUCAUCGACCGAGCAAACCGGGAGCGAGCAGACCGCGACACGACCAGAGACGUCAAAUGCAAACAUUGCGGUAUGAAUGGGAAUGAAAUCAGUGGCUGUUUUCAAUUGAUUGGGUAUCUAGAAUGGUGGGGUGAUAGGCCGCGUGGACAAAACAAUAACCGAGGAGGAAGCCGGGUUGGUCGCGGAGGUGGUCGGCUGGGGGGCAGAACUGGUGCCUCUGGAGGACGUAACAGCCGGACCCCAGCUGGUUUUGGGACUACUGCCGCGGCACACACAGCCCGAACAGAGAAAGCAAGCAGCGAACGGGAAGCCUUCACAUCCGAGCAGUGGAGCACCUUGAUGAAUCUAUUAAAGGAGAAGGACAUCCCCCUUGAAAACACUUUUUCAGGUAAUCUCACUACCUCUUGGAUUAUAGACAUCGGGGCGAGUCAACACAUGACGGGAAACGAGGAAGUCUUAACCCAUGUUGAGCGAGUACAACACUGUUCGGUUACUCUUCCGAAUGGUGACAUUGUGGCGGCCACAAAGAAAGGCCGUGUGCAGUUGAGCGGCACGCUCACUCUAGCCAACGUCUUGCUGGUUCCCAAUCUCAAUUGCAACUUGAUUUUUGUCUCUCAGCUCUUAUGUGAUAAACGAUUAAUUGUUCAAUUUAUUGACAAGGUUUGUCUUAUACAGGAUUUUUCCUCGAAGACGGUGAUUGGAGCGGGUAGGCGUCUAGGAGGUAUCUAUUUCCUUCAGAAGGGUGUGCCUGACAAAGCAUGUGUCGUACGGAGGGACGAUGUGGCAAGCACUUAGCAUAGGCGUUUGGGACAUCCUUCCCAUUCUGUUCUCAGUUUUCUUCCUCAUAUUUCCUUAAAUAAAAACCAUGUAGACGG